GAAUGUAUUAUGUAGACCUUCUAAUCGAACAAGAAGAGAAGUAACCAUAUAGAAAGAGUAAAGUGAAAGCUAAAACCAUGUUUGGAGUGAAAAAUCAUUUAAUUUCAAUUCUUUUCUUCAUUACUAUAUAUUUUUUAUUUUCUAAAAUUACAUUAUUUUAAUAGAAAUACGUAACAUACAUUAUUUAGUGGAUUUGAUGAUUCACUUAGAGAAGAUGAAUCAGAAACUUUGUCUGAUAUUGAUGAUUGUGACAUCGAUGUGUAUCUUCACAAUGAGGAGGAGAAGAAUAUCAAGAAGAUGCUGUGGGAAAGAGUUAACCGAGUGUAUGUUAUGGAAGAGGCAGCCAAGAAAGCAGUUGCAACAGCUAAUAAGAAAGCUUUUGAGGGAAAUUUUGGAAACUGCUCAGAGGAUUUCCUAGCAGCAAGAGAGCUAGCUGCAGCUGCGGCAAAAUCCAGAAAGGGAAUGAAGCAGCGACGAGCCCAUGAAGCAAGAAACAUUGCGCCAACUCAAUCUGCUGCAGAGGCCUUCGGCCAAAUGUCUAAUGAAAAAAAGAGUUUCAAUUCUAAAGUCAAUAUAGAUCGCCUGGAGGAAUUAUUCAAUGAUAUGGAGGAGAAUGAGAUCGGACCAGCGGAUGAUUACUGAAACGUUACAAAGUGCCCUUUCUGCUUUUAUUAUCUGUUGUUUGCAGUUGCUAUUCAGCAUGGCUGGCUGCUGAACAGAAGAUUGCCAGAGACUGAAUUCUUUUUGUAUGCUGAGUUUUUCCUCCUAUUUUCUAUUCACUCAUCGCAUGCAUUUGCCAAAAUUUUGGAAGUUUUUUGACGAGGAAAUUGUUAGGUAGGUUUAUCAGCAUCACUCUGUUUUGACACAAAGCAAUGGUUUGGUUGUGUUUCAUAUCAAAAGUCUACUUAACAAACCUGAAUAGAAUGUGUUUUGUUAUAAUAGGCAAUGAAUUCAAAAUGAAGGAAGGUGUUGAAAAUA
This is a messenger RNA of Vigna angularis (adzuki bean), 978 nucleotides long. RefSeq lists its product as uncharacterized. The record is from RefSeq and is a predicted model, not a curated record. The transcript has 5 exons. Lineage: Eukaryota; Viridiplantae; Streptophyta; Magnoliopsida; Fabales; Fabaceae. Bases 298 to 642 code for a protein of 114 amino acids.